UACCGGAGUCGAAAACUAGCUUCACUUUGUAACCAGAUGGCCAAAGUAGAGGUAGCACCUUUACGGUCCUGGGAUGACUUCUUCCCAGGCACAGAGCGAUUUGCAAAACCCGAUGUUCGUGAUUUACAGAAAUGGAACAAUAGGGUUCUUUGUAACCUACUCUAUUACCAAACAAAUUAUCUAGCGUUGGCAAUAAUUGUUUUCCUGCUAGUGGGACUCACAAAUCCACUGGGUAUGUUCAUGGGUGCCACAGUGGUCACUCUGGUGUUUCUGGGAUCUGUGUGGGUAGGAGAGAACAAAGCUGUGAUCAAGAACUUCAAGAAACAGUACCCCUCUAUGUUUGUGUUUUUGGUGAUGACGGCCAGUUACUGUGUCAUGUCUAUGUUUGGAGGAGUCAUGGUCUUCAUGUUUGGGAUCACCCUCCCUCUUGUCUUGAUCUUUGCCCAUGCUUCAUUACGCCUCCGUAACAUGAAAAAUAAACUGGAGAACAAGAUUGAAGGAGCAGGCUUGAAGAAAUCUCCCAUGGGCCUGAUUCUGGAGGCCCUAGGCCAACAAGAGGAGAACCUUAACAAGAUCCAGGAUUUCCUAGAGAGCAAACUUAAAGAAUGAAGUGGACUUGGAUGACCCGUAUCCCAAAAGAUCACCCCUGAGGGCUCAUGUGUUUUGUCCACACACUCCAAAGGCACACAGUUGACUCCAAAUACACACACACACACACACACACAUAUACACAUACAUGCACAUACACGCUUACUAACACAUACAGAGACUCACAUACGCACAUUGAAUAUUUUGAGACAAACAGUUUUGGCUUGGUAACUUAUGCUGAAAUCCCUCCCCAUCUCACCCACUCUGCCCACAUGUUUCCUGAGUACACUGAUUACAGAAGCGCUCUACUCUUUGCCCUGGAUCCCAGGAAAAGAAAAACUGGAUGAACGACUAUCACCAAUUCUGUGUGUCUACUGUACCACCAUUCAUAACCCAAACAUUCUGACAUUUCACCUAGCACCAUCUAAAAUAAUAUUCUGGCUUAAAAUGACAAUGUUGCCAUUUAAUAACUUUCAGCUAGUUUCAUCUGGAUACCAUUUGGGUUAGCAAAUGUUGUAGCAACAGAAAACUGGUGGAUUAGAGUGCUACGUCCGAAUGUUCCAGAACGUUAAACUCAUCAGGGUGUUUACUAGAGAGGUGUUUCAGUGUAGUCUUCUCAGUAUGUCAUGGAAAUGAUGUGUAAUUGUAUUUUUGUGUUCUCUUUUGUUCUAAAUGUGGA
Chanos chanos (milkfish) is the source of this 1267-nucleotide messenger RNA. It is a transcript of the gene arl6ip5a, whose product is annotated as ADP-ribosylation factor-like 6 interacting protein 5a. NCBI's taxonomy places the organism in Eukaryota, Metazoa, Chordata, Actinopteri, Gonorynchiformes, Chanidae. Gene Ontology annotation, cellular component: membrane. The transcript is spliced from 3 exons. The record is from RefSeq and is a predicted model, not a curated record. Gene Ontology annotation, biological process: negative regulation of transport. The coding region runs from base 37 to 609 and encodes 190 amino acids.